Sphaeramia orbicularis (orbiculate cardinalfish) is the source of this 1700-nucleotide messenger RNA. RefSeq names its product palmdelphin-like. Gene Ontology annotation, biological process: regulation of cell shape. Bases 126 to 1688 code for a protein of 520 amino acids. The record is from RefSeq and is a predicted model, not a curated record. Gene Ontology annotation, cellular component: membrane; cytoplasm. NCBI's taxonomy places the organism in Eukaryota, Metazoa, Chordata, Actinopteri, Kurtiformes, Apogonidae. The transcript has 8 exons.
CUCGCUCAGUGAUGUUGGAUUUGCUUCUACAGUGAGCUGUGCCUUCACCAACGCUCUGCCAUCAGCACGAGGACACACAUACACACACACCAGCAGACCCAACGACCGACCGACCGCAGGUUACGAUGGAGGAGGAGAACCUGCUGAAGGAGCGACUCCAGGCCAUCACGGACAAAAGGAGGAUCCAGGAGGACAUCGCCAAGAAAAGGAGGCAGAUCGAGGAGGAGAAAUUAAAACUGCAGUACGUAAAGAAGAAAGCCCUGAGGGAGCAGUGGCUGAUGGACGGACUGAGUCAGCAGCAGACGGAGGAGGAACAGGAGGAACUGAGGAGGAAGGAGGAGGAGGAGCAGGAGCAGAGGAGGAGCAACAUACACAGAAUAGAGAAGGAGAUCGAGGCCUUGGAGAUGCAGGAGCUCAGCAUCUCAGCCAAUGAGGAGGCGGUUCUGAAGCGCCUAAAGGAGGUGGAGCGCACGGCCGAGGACAUCAUCAAGGAGCUAACGGCUGAAUUCCACCAAGAUGUGAUGUGUUGUAUUCCUUCUCCGCUCCCGGACAUCCUGGACAUCCCGUCCUUCAUCCAGCCGACGCAGAGGCGUCAGUCUGUGAGCGAAGAACCAAAGAAAGCCACAUUCGCAGUGGAGAUCAGCGUGGAACACGACAAGAAAACAGGAAAAAGCCAGGUUGUCUCCACAGCGACCGUCACCCCAGAGGACAUCCGAGAAAAAGGCUUAAAGGUGUACGAGGACGGCCGCAAAUCCGUCUACGCUCUGCACCCGGACGGACGCCGAACGCCCGGAAGCGGAGCGGUGGGGGAGAUGACACCAACGGAGGUGGAGGAGCUGCUGCGUCAGGCCACGGAAGCGCCCAGCGAGGUGCGCUACCACCGGCCCGUCUACGCUACGCCCUACGCCGGGACCAGCCGGCCCUCCACGCCCAGGACGCCCAAUAAGACGCCCAGUCCCAGCUGUUUCCAAAGACCGACAGAAGAACGCCGGUCCGAGCACGACACACGGAACCUACAAAGCGAAACGCCGAGUCCAAACCUCAACCCACAGACGGAACCUUCUGACGUUCCAGCCCAACCGAAGAUGGAAAACCUGCUUCUACGACCGAAGAUGGAAAACCUGCUUUUACAACUGAACGCCGGCGGCAAAAGUACCAGCAACAGGAAGACGGAUACGAGUCCGAAAGCAGCAGCUCUGGUUUCAGUCACAGCCAAGUCUGAAGGGGUGCCAGUACCCAUAAUGCCCCUCUACAGGUCCGUGGAGGUGGAGCCACAGGAGAUCGUCACCGAUCCGGACCUGGUCGACAGUUUCCCAGAGGAACCGUAUUCGGGCCCCAUCACCAUGAUCUUCAUGGGCUACGAAAAGGCCGACGAGGACGAAGGUAUCCAGGCCGAGCUGGUCGUCAUAGGCAACAGCGACGACGACGACAACGACACGAGCGCGCAGGAGUUCGUCUCGUACCACCCAGAGGGAUACAGGAGUAAAGUCUUCCAACCAAAGGUGGGCGUUGCCAAGGUAACGGGCCACAGAGACGCUAUCGACGACGCCCACACGCGCUGGGACGACCUGGCGCCGCACAAGCCCACGUUCAUCCAUCGACCUGGAAAAGGACGAAGGCCGGAUGAGUCUGCCGACGCUGGCAGCAUCAACAUGGAGAAGAUGAAGAUGUGUUCGACACAGAGAUAAAGACAAAAGAAG